UUUCAUUGUCAGCCUGUCUAAUUUAGUCGAGUCAUACGAUCGCCGGCACUUCGAAGGGUGUGCUCUCAUCUAUUCGUAUCUUGGACAUCGUUGGUCGCAAAAACUUCCACUUUCGACCUAAAAUGGCCUCGAUGGGAGCUUUAGCGUUCGAUGAGUUUGGAAGACCAUUUAUCAUCAUCAAAGAUCAAGACAGACAGAAAAGACUUACCGGUAACGCAGCUAUUAAAUCUCACAUUUUAGCUGCAAGGACUGUUGCAAGCACCCUCCGAACAUCUUUGGGACCCAAGGGUUUGGACAAGUUGAUGGUCUCCGCUGAUGGUGAUAUCACCAUUACCAAUGAUGGAGCCACUAUCCUUAAGAUGAUGGAUGUUGACCAUCAGAUUGCAAAACUUCUAGUUCAGUUGUCUCAGUCUCAAGAUGAUGAAAUUGGUGAUGGAACCACUGGUGUCGUUGUUCUUGCUGGGGCUCUUUUGGAAAAGGCUGAACACUUGCUUGACAAAGGAGUUCACCCCAUCCGUAUUGCCGAUGGAUUUGAGAUGGCUGCACGGUGCGCCAUUCAAAGUCUUGAGCGCAAUGCCGAGACUUUCCCAUUGGACGUCAACAAUCUGGAACCCCUCAUCCAGACUGCGAUGACCACUCUUGGCUCAAAAAUCGUCAAUAAGUGCCAUAGACAUAUGGCUGAAAUCGCUGUGAAUGCUGUGUUGGCCGUGGCUGACAUGGAAACUCGCGAUGUCAACUUUGAACUUAUCAAAGUCGAGACUAAAGUUGGUGGGCAGCUUGAAGAUACCAUGUUGGUCAAAGGUGUGAUUGUAGACAAGGACUUCUCUCAUCCUCAAAUGCCUAAGGUGCUGAAAAAUGUGAAGAUCGCCAUCUUGACUUGCCCGUUUGAACCUCCUAAACCCAAGACCAAGCAUAAGUUGGAUGUCACUUCAGUCGAGGAUUACAAGAAUUUACGAAAGUAUGAACAUGAGAAAUUCGAAGAAAUGGUCCAGCAGGUGAAAGACUCGGGUGCAGGUCUGGCCAUAUGUCAGUGGGGUUUCGACGAUGAAGCAAACCAUAUGCUUCUUCAGCGCGAGCUCCCUGCCGUUCGUUGGGUUGGAGGACCCGAAAUCGAGUUGAUUGCCAUCGCCACUGGAGGGCGUAUUGUUCCACGUUUUGAAGAACUCACCCCGGAUAAGCUCGGUUACGCUGGCGUCGUCAAGGAGUUGUGCUUUGGAACCACCAAGGACCGCAUGUUGGUGAUUGAGGAAUGUACCAACUCAAAGGCGGUUACCAUCUUCAUCCGUGGUGGCAACAGAAUGAUUGUUGAUGAAGCCAAACGCAGUAUUCAUGAUGCUCUCUGCGUUAUUCGCAACUUGGUUCGUGAUAACCGCAUUGUUUACGGUGGAGGAGCUCCCGAAAUCUCCUGCGCUAUUGCAGUAGCCAAGGAAGCCGAUUCGAUCAAAACUCUCGAGCAGUAUCCAUUCCGAGCGUUCGCGGAUGCCCUAGAAUCAAUUCCACUGGCUUUGGCUGAAAAUUCUGGUCUUAAUCCUAUUCACACUCUAACGGAAAUUAAAGCUCGUCAAGUUGCAGAGAACAACGCUGCUCUUGGUAUCGACUGUCUCUGCAAAGGCACAGCUGAUAUGAAAGAGCAACACGUCAUUGAAACACUUCACAGCAAGAAACAGCAGAUUCUUCUCGCCACACAAGUGGUUAAGAUGAUCCUCAAGAUUGAUGAUGUGCGUUCUCCGGACGACGGCUACUAAUCCUUUCAUUGGCUUUUCUCUCAGAAGUCUUGCUUGCAACUCGUGUAUUAGAUUCAUCCUCCAUUGGUUGCUUCACUUAAUUAAUAAACGCUUGUUUUGUAAUUACUACCAACCACUGGCCUUCACAAUAAAUUUUUCAUUAUAGCUUUA
Molecule: messenger RNA, 1895 nt
Organism: Daphnia pulicaria
Lineage: Eukaryota; Metazoa; Arthropoda; Branchiopoda; Diplostraca; Daphniidae
Gene: CCT5
Product: T-complex protein 1 subunit epsilon-like
Exons: 8
Coding region: 123-1745 (540 amino acids)
Biological process (GO): protein folding
Cellular component (GO): chaperonin-containing T-complex
Molecular function (GO): ATP binding; ATP hydrolysis activity; ATP-dependent protein folding chaperone
Source: RefSeq, a predicted model, not a curated record